Messenger RNA from Fimicolochytrium jonesii, 4220 nucleotides. RefSeq lists its product as uncharacterized. Gene Ontology annotation, biological process: phospholipid transport. Gene Ontology annotation, cellular component: endoplasmic reticulum; ERMES complex. Lineage: Eukaryota; Fungi; Chytridiomycota; Chytridiomycetes; Spizellomycetales; Powellomycetaceae. The record is from RefSeq and is a predicted model, not a curated record. Gene Ontology annotation, molecular function: lipid binding. Bases 243 to 3839 code for a protein of 1198 amino acids. The transcript has a single exon.
AGUUGGCAAAAGGUCCCCAGUGCCCCAGUUCCCUCUCAAAGGCUGUUCCGCUUGACAUUGUGCUUCGAACUUGCACCGCUCCACCCACAACUACAUAAACAUCCAGAGGCAUAGCGCCACUCACACGCGGAAGCCAGAGGGAACAGCUCAGAAUACAACACAACUCCCGAGUCGAACCGACUCAGAUCGCCCUCUCCUGCCCCGUUCAAUGUCACUCCUAGACGCUCAUUCGCGCUGACAAUAUGUCUUGGGGAGAAGGAAUGCAAGCGUCUCUCAAAGCCCUCAACAGCCCUUCAUCUUGGCUCCCUUCCUUCACUAGCCGGCCUUCCAACCUCUGUCACUGCCCGGAACCACUCACAAGCCCAGGGAACCUUUAUCCAGGCGCCGCGGCAUCGACUUCCAACUGGUGGCUCUCGCACGGGCUCGCGUUCGCUUUUGGCAUCUUGACGUGUCUGCUGAUACUCACGUUUGCGCUGGUGGCUUUCAUCAAGUGGCUGCCGUACUAUCUGGUCCCCCGCAAAGAGGAACGCUCUUUCUUCCCCCCUGUCGCGUCUGCAGAGUCUUCGACCGCAGGACCGAGUGUCAACGGUGCAACUGACAAGAACCUAGAACGAGCUGGGUGGUUGCGAUGGAGCGAGGAGCCUCUGACCGUCGCAGAACUGAGCGAGAAGGAGAACGGCGACGAUGAGGAUGGGAGCAACGGCGGCCGUGGUCUCAGUCGCGCCGACAAACACUUCCCCAAUCUCAACAAAAAGCGGAGCUUCACCGCAACAUCCAAGCAGAUUGUCGCAUCGGCGUCCAGAUCGGCUCAGUCCAUGUAUACUGUCACCCGCUCCGUCAGUACAUACAUCGCCAACAGGUUCAUGGGCCAGAAUGCAGCCGCGUCGGAAGCUGAUUUGCCGCAACUACGUGUGACGCCUCCCGUACCGCCGCGCCCACGACGAUGGCGAAACUCGUAUGCAGUCUUGAGAUACAGGACCCUCCAUCUCUAUACCUCCGACGACCAAAAAGAAUGCACUCAUAUCCUGCUGCUCUCUGAUUACCGCGUCAACCUAUACCCCGCCACAACGACAGACGUUGAAGUCUAUCUGCGGACGAAUCCGCUCUGCCUUGUGCCCAAGGCCAUUUCAAAACGGUGUAACCAACAGACCUUUUAUCUCUACUUUCCCACAAACUCAGACAAAGAGGACUGGCACAUCAUGCUGCGGCGCGCCCGGACGCUCCCGUCUCGCGCUGACGAGGGUGCAUGCAGCGUCUUCUUCAACGACACGGCGCCCGUAACCGCCUACCGCGUCGCCAUGGAGAAGCUCGUAAACACAGUCAACAAAACGCCCCAAGACGCAGCAACAGCCUGGUUCAACGCCCUAGUCGGCCGAAUAUUCGUCGGGAUCCACUCCCACCCAGCUCUGAAAGAAUGGCUCUUGGAAAAGUUCAUCCGCCGCUCCAUGCACAUCCGCCGGGAAGAGGACGACCAAGCCUCCAUCCUCGGCGACAUUGACGUCCGCGACAUCUCGGUCGGAAACAGCCUCCCCGUCCUCUCCAACCCCAAACUGCUCGACAUGACCGUCGACGGCGACAUGACCAUCGAGGUCGACGUCGAGUACACGGGCAAAGCACGACUGGAGGUUGCUACUCUCGCCACCAUCUCCAUCAACUCGUUGGAUUUGAAACCGUUACAGGUCCCGCUUGUCGUCGGCGUACAGAUCGAUCGCUUCGCUGCCCGCCUGCUGAUCAAGAUUAAGGGCAUGUGGGAGACCAACCGCGUCUGGCUCGGCAUCCAGCGGGAACCCGCCGUCCAGCUGGAGAUGAAGGUCGUUCCCGUCGUCGGCCAUAAGAUGAUUUCGAUGAGUUUGGUCAACACCGUCAUCGAGCGGAGGAUCAAGGAAGUCAUUGAGGAGUUCUUUGUCCUCCCCAAUAUGGAAGAUCUGGGCUUCUGGCCGACUCGGGGGUUGGGCGGGAUGUUUUGGGGCGACCCGGGGCGCAAUACUGGCAAUGAUAGCAGCUCAGAUAAGCGUGACACGCCGACCACGGGUACACAUACGGAUUCACACGAAGACGCCGACGACAUCAUCGACAACACAUCAUCGGACUACGACACCGCCUCCUGGCCCGAAGACGGGGACGAAUUCGUUAGCGAUGAAGACGAGGAAGGCACGCCCACCGCUCUUGAAGACUCCUCACAGCACCUCGAUUUGUUGGCUGCGACGCGUAUCGGGGAAGCAAUUGAGAGCUCGUUGCGCCCGCGGCCGAGGUUACGGAAACGGCAUACGUUUGAUGGGUUGCUGAAUGCGAGUCAGAGGGGGUUAGGUAAUAGUGGGGCGGUGGCGCCGGCGUCGUCGUUGAGAAACUCCGUUGUGUCCCCGUUCUCGUCGCCGUUCUCGUCGACUUCGCCUAGGGAUGAAGGCGGCGUCGGAAGUACGCAAUCUGAUGAUGGGUCAUCCACUCGCGCCGGUGACACGGGUGUAGCGGCCUCCGCUACGAGCGCCACCUUGACACCAUGGUACUACGAAACCAUCGGAGCAGCAGCCGACUACCUCGGCCGCACCUCGCGCUACUGGGGCGUGGACACGACCGUGCACCAUCUCGCGGAACAGGCCUCGGACUACGCGAAACCGGUCGUUGCGCGCGCGGGCGAGAGCGUGGAUGGGUGGAAGGUUGUGGUUGGCAGCGCGUGGGAGACGCUGGGGUCUUGGGUGGGUGGUGGGUUUGAGCAGGCUGCUGAGAGGGACCAGGAGAGAUCACCUGCCGCCCUUGGACAACCGCCGUCGCCGGAAUCCCCCACGUCGUCUGAGUCAUCCGCCACCUCGGUGUCACCUACCACAAUCGACCAAACAACCGUACCCCACCAACCCACCCCCGAUUCUGACACACCCUUCCCAUCCCUCCACCGCCGCAAAUCCCGCCGCCGAUCUGACUCCACCCCCGUCUUGCACGUCAUGGGUCUGCUGAGCAUCUCCACCCGGCCGCCGCCUCCAGCACCACUGCCUUUAUCCUCAUCGAGAACGGGAAGCCUGAGGGGAUCCCUCCCUGGAACGCCGGGGAGGCUGAGACGCGAGAAGAGUUUUCCGGCCCUUGGUGGCGGUGUGGCAGGGAAGGGAAGGGGACAUGAGAGGUCUGUGAGUUCGACGUCGGGUUUCAACUCGGUGGUAAGGGCAGAGGUGGGUAGAUUGGCGUAUGAGGGGGGCGGGGAUGUGGAGGAAGCGCACGUGGAUGUACCACAGUCUGUUACGGCGUCCUAUGCCGCCGCUGCUACACCGCCUGCCUCUGCUUCUACGUCUAUGUCGUCCCCAUCACUACCACCAUCUCUCGACACAUCAUCACAAUUGCAACCACCCACCACACCCGCACGACCCAAACCCCACGUAAAAGCCUACUGCCACGCCUGGCCCACCCGUUCCCGCAGCGAUUACGGCGGCCUGGCCCAUCUCGCUUCCACUUCAUCCCCCGCACAUUCAAGCCCAGGUACACCGCGCCCCGCCCUUCGGAGGGCAUACUCGACGCAGGUGUUGCGGUCGUCGGGGCUGGGGGCCGUGGAGGGGCGAGAGACGAUGGAUGUACCGGGUUCUGUGACGGGGAUGUCGACACGGGUGGAUGCUGAUGCUCGCGAGGUUGCGGCGUUUGAGGGCCGCUACACCACCGACAACACCAACGAAAGAUCUGCUAUCGCUGAGGAUACCGCCAACGCGCCACCGCCGUCGGUCCUUGACGCUUGGACCCAGCAUGCUGUCAGUACUUUGCCCCCACCGGGGAGAGAGACACCCGAAAGAGGAGAGCAGGAGACCAGCACCCUCCCGCACCGCCAACCACGCGCACCGGGGUUUUUGGACCUCGGUGCAUGAAGCUUUACGAAUGCGGGUACAUUUCGCAUAGGCUGGCUGAGUUUUGGGUCUUGAGUGUGUUUUAUAAAUGUGGGGGGGGUACCUGGUUUUCGAUACAUAUUGUACAUAUACUACCAAUAUUCCCUGUAUGGGAUUGUACAUCUUGUGUUUUGGUGAGGGAAUGUAUGCCGUCCGCUUGAUUAUGUGUGAUUGGAUUGACGUUGCUGAUCGUAUCUCACAGAGGCGAGGAUGGGAUUGCCUCACCCCUUGUUCGACGGAGGGGCGUAGGCGAACUUCGCCAUAGUCCCGACAGGCCGGUAGUCCCACUUUGUGCACCGGCGCCCAAGUUCAUGCGCUACCUACACAGCCUCGGCAUGCAAACUGAGGUGCUAGCGUCCCGAC